AGAUUUGAGUGCAGGACGCUUGCCCUCGCGAGUGCACACGAACUGCGGCACCACAUACGGCAAGCGUGCUGCUUCGUUACGUAAUACGCAGUUUAAUGCACGCGAAUUUUACCCGAUAACGACAGAUUGCCAGAGCGAUGCAACGUUUAGCGAGCCGCGCGUCUGGUACAUCUCGGCAGAGCCGUGGCGUCAAUGCUAAAGCUCGCAACGGCGACGAAGCUUACCGACGGAUCCCGCCCGGUUACUUGCGAAACGGGGCCGCGGUUUUGGGAGUGGUAGGGGCCGCCGGAUUGUUCCUCGCCGAACAUUACAGACAGGAAAAAGUGCGCCACGCCAUGGCCAGGGACCUGGCGCGGAUGGACAGGGAGCUGCGCUCUCUCCGCACCGAAUUGCACCAGCUUCAAAACCAAAAAUCUCUUAGGGUAAAAAAAAGUAAUAAAUCCACCGUCACACGCAAAGUGAACUCGACUCUUUCGACGGCCAGCGAAGACUACUCUAGUGCCGCUUCCACCAUCGACGACAGUUCCGACCUCGAAUUUUACGAUUUAAGCGAAGACGACGCGGACGUCGGCCCGAAUUUGGAACGGACGCUGCACGAGUUGGAUGACAAAUUAGACGGGGGCACGUCCGACGAAGUGAGGGCGACGUUGCAAAAGUUGCAACAAUUGCAGUCCGAGUAUCCAAACCAUCCCGAACUGUUGUACAGAAUAGGCAAGGCCCAUUAUAGACUGGCCGAAAAAACGGACGAUAAGGAUCUCAUGCGAGUCCACAUCGACCGUGGCGUCGACGCGUGCGCUUCGGCUGUGCCCUUCGCGCCGAACCAUCCGGAGGUACACAAAUGGUACGCCGUGUUGAUCGGUAGCCGAGCCGAUUACCAAUCGAUACACAACAAGGUAGGCGACGCGCAUUUGUUUAAAAAACACGUCGAUACGGCGUUGUCUCUGAACCCUCACGAUCCGUCCCUGCACCACAUGCUUGGACGGUUCGAUUACGAGAUCGCGGGGCUGAAAUGGUACGAGCGCAAAAUCGCGGCCGCGUUGUUCGGCGAACCGCCCCGCGCUUCCUACUCGGAAGCUUUCGACAAGUUUAUGGAGGCCGAACGACUGGCGAAUACAGAAUGGAAGGAGAACCGACUCAUGCUCGCCAAGUGCAAGAUAAGCAUGGCCGAAUACAAGGAGGCGGUCGAAUGGCUGGAGAAGGCGGACUUGUGCAGGCGGGACGCGGAGGACAAACUAGAUAGCGAAAUAAAGGUGCUUUUGGAGAAAUACAAUGGUUACAGAUAAUUUCCGUAGGUGGCGUUUUAUUAAUACUUAGAGGUUAAGUUAAAACUUGUUUUGUCCUAUGUAAUUGUCAUUAUUUUAUACACCAAAUAAAGUGGCGGUUUUUUUAUU
Messenger RNA from Cylas formicarius (sweet potato weevil), 1391 nucleotides. Its product is annotated as regulator of microtubule dynamics protein 1-like. The record is from RefSeq and is a predicted model, not a curated record. Gene Ontology annotation, cellular component: mitotic spindle pole; spindle microtubule; cytoplasm. The transcript is spliced from 6 exons. Lineage: Eukaryota; Metazoa; Arthropoda; Insecta; Coleoptera; Brentidae. The coding region runs from base 138 to 1283 and encodes 381 amino acids. Gene Ontology annotation, molecular function: microtubule binding.